CUGCUUUUUGUUAACAAAAAAUUCCAUGAAUUCAUUCAGUAUUUCUGCGACAAUGUCACAUAAAUGUGGCUAUCAAUCAUUUUAAUUGCAAAUCAUUCAAGUUGAAUAUAAUUUGAUCUACUGCAGAACUGUCAGUGCUAAAUGCAAUGUGAAUGAUUUAAUGGUUACAAUUAAAAUCGAUCGUACGCAACAAUUAAGUUUUUCAAUAUUAAACGGUCACAUACAUUUGGCAAGUAAACUUCAAGUUAGCAGGUUCAAUAACAUGCUGAUUAUGUUUGCCGGAUAAUGUGGACAUUUUUUAUUUGGAAAGCAUUUGAUUAUUUUGAAGUUGACAUUAACCGCCCACAACGAUGAAAUUUCUACACUAUAUAAAGCCAUGCCAUUAAUUCAUUCGGGCAAUAGAUUUUUUUUGGUAGAAAUUGAUUAAUUUCUGAAGCAAAUAUGAAAUUGGAUUUGUUGACUUUAACUUGUAUUUUUUCUCUGUUAGUUGCCGUUGAACCUUGGAAAAUUCCGGGAAAAUGGCCACCCGAGGUUGUCUAUCAGUAUUAUGACAUACCAACAAUGGUAAAAACUUGUUCUCAACGAUGUGAACCAAACAUGGAAGAGAUAAAAGAAUUCGAGCUCACAACGGAUUUGAAUAAAUUACCAAAUAAUAAAAAUGUAAAAUGUUACUUCCAUUGCUUAUGGGUUGAGGCUGGUUUUAUGAAGCCGGGCAGUGCUGCUUUUGAUCCGUCUGUUUUCUUUGAGCUCAUGGAGAAGAUGUCAGAAGAGGACCAAGACAAAUACUUGAAAAUAACCAAAGGUUGUGCAAAACGGGUUAGUAAAAUCAAAGAUCCAAUUGAAGUUUCAUAUCAAACAAUGGUUUGUUGCAAAGAAAAUAGUAACGAGCUUUUCUAUCUCUUCUAUUGAGUUUUCACUGUCUCCAGCUUAACCCUCUAAUGCAUUAAUUUUUUUUCGACAUGAGAACUAUUUUUCUAUGAUUAUUUUGGUUUAAAAUUCCAUAAAAAAAUAAUCGAAAUUCAAAAAAUUGCAUAGUUUACUCAAAAAAUGAGACAAAAUUGGAGAACAAUCGAAACCAUUGUUUAAACUGCUAUAAACGAAGAGAGAGAUAAUUUUUUUGUCAAAUUCCUGUUUUUCCGUACUUUUGUGUUUAUAAUAAACAAGCGCUUUAUUUUCACUUGUCAAAUGACCGGCAAAUGAAAGCCUGAGCCCUGCUGAAUAUAUUUUAAUUGGUUUUAAUUAUAUAUUUUAGACAAUAAUUUAUACACCCUGCCUAAAUGCAGGGCUAUGGACUAGAGGGUUAAAUGAUUAAUAAACGUUGUUGGUAUUUUAAAAUUUAUUUCAAACUACAAUUUUGCUAUGAAAAUAAAACAUUUAAAGUUUUA
This is a messenger RNA of Contarinia nasturtii (swede midge), 1385 nucleotides long. RefSeq lists its product as uncharacterized. The record is from RefSeq and is a predicted model, not a curated record. NCBI's taxonomy places the organism in Eukaryota, Metazoa, Arthropoda, Insecta, Diptera, Cecidomyiidae. The transcript has 5 exons. The coding region runs from base 442 to 909 and encodes 155 amino acids. Gene Ontology annotation, molecular function: odorant binding.